AUGUUCAAGAAGUGCCCAGGGUCUCUGACAUACUCGGAGAAGAAAGUAACUCAAAAGUUUGAAACUUUGAAGAAGUGUGGACUACUCGAUGACGAGGUCCUCUCGGUGCUAAAGAGAUCUCCGCACUGCAUUGGAGUUUCGGAGCAGAGGAUAGAGAACUCCAUUGAAACAUGCCUUGCCCUUGGAUUCACAAGAGAAGAGUUUUUGAUGAUGGUCAAGUGCUUUCCUCCGUGUCUUCAUUUAUCCGGAGAGACGUUGAAGAAGAAGACCGAGUUUCUGGUGAAGAAGAUGAAUUGGCCACUAAAGGCUUUGGUUUCAAACCCUUCGGUACUUGGAAGUAGUAUGGAGAAGAGGAUGGUGCCAAGGUGUAACGUGGUCAAAGCUCUCAUGUCCAAAGGAUUGAUCGGAAGUGAACUCCCUUCAUUGUCGUCUGUCUUGGUAUGUACUGAUGAGACCUUCUUAAAAAGGUAUGUGAGGAAGCUUGAUGACGAUGAGCUUGUGGCUGAGUUAAUGGCUAUCUUCACUGGAAUUAAGAGGAAAACAGAUAAAACUUAG
Molecule: messenger RNA, 555 nt
Organism: Thlaspi arvense
Lineage: Eukaryota; Viridiplantae; Streptophyta; Magnoliopsida; Brassicales; Brassicaceae
Source: the annotation of a GenBank genome assembly